AUGUUAAGAGACAUACUCAUACUGGGUACGAAGCACACGAAAGCACAAGAGAUGUGCUUCAAAGAAGACUUCAACAAACUCGACGUCAAUCGCACUCUCCAGAUAAUCGAGAUGGUAGAAGAUAACGAAAAGACAAUCAAACACAUCUCAGAUAACCAGCAGCCCAUCGAACAGGUCAACGCAGUUAAAACACGGAACCACCCGACCCGAAAAACACAUUGGGACUGCAGCUAUUGCGGGUCUCACCACCCGCCCAGGAGAUGCCCAGCCUUCAACCAAACGUGCACCAUCUGUAAGAAGCGCGGACACCUUCCCUCGCGAGCGACAUCGUCACUCACCGCUCUAUUGGACACGGGCGCGACCGUCAACGUAAUAGGCGUUCGAACAAUCACGAAAAUCAGAAGAAAAGGAAUAAAACUCCCCGAUAUAGACACCUCGAAGAGAAUCACCCUCACGAUGUUCGACAAAAGCUCAACGAAAACUCUAGGAACCAUCGAAAUACCAGUACGACGGAAAGGAAGAGAGCAAAUCCUAAAAUUCCUGGUCGUGAAGGGCGAUGUCGACACCAUACUAUCAGCUCGAACAUGCCUCGACUUGGAAUUGAUCAAUACAGCAGACGAAGUCCAAUACGUGAAUCAGGUGAACACGGGAGGUUACGAGAACCGCCUGCUGAAUCUCACUAAGGGAUUCCGAGAUAUCUUCGAAGGCUUGGGUAAGUUACCCCAAAGCGUUAAGAUUCACAUAAAACCUAACGCGAUACCGGUCCAGCAGCCACCACGCCGCAUGCCAGUAGCACUAGUCGAACCCCUGGUCAGUCGAUUGAGAGAAAUGGAGGCAGCCGGUAUCAUCGAAAGAGUCGACCACCCAACAGAGUGGGUAAGCAACAUAGUCCUCAAGAGUAGGACUGACGAGGACCCAGACAUCCGACUCCAGGGCGAGAAAAUCCAAAUUAAGAAACACGCGAAAUACCUGGGGGUCGUCUUGGAGCAAAACCUGACGGGAAAGACGCACAUUGAAGAGACUCUGAAGAGAGCAACACAAAUGGCCGCCAGUACGGCCAGGAUACUACCGAGGACGUACGGAGCGAGCGAAGCCCAGAGGAGGAUGCUAGCUACGGUGUCCGAAUCGAUCGCACUCAACAUAGUCCCCGUACAACGGGAAGGGAGAAAACUCCGAAUAUGUCUCGACCCCCACCAUCUGAACAAGGUCAUCGAACGCCCGAGGUACCCCAUGCCAACAUUGAACGAGUCCUUGCACAAACUCAGGAACGCCAAGAUUUUUUCAGUGCUCGAUGCUCGGGACGGACUCUAUCAAAUGCAGCUCGACGAACGAAGCGCUGACCUGACCACGUUCUGGUCACCUAUCGGCAGGUUCCGAUACAGGCGCGUCCCGCAGGGCAUCGCGAGCGCACCGGAGGAGUACCAAAAACGACAGGUACAAGCAUACGAAGGGCUCGAAGGUGUCAUCGUGGUGGCCGACGAUACAUUAGUAUAUGGAUCGGGCAAGACAAUCGACGACGCGAGAGAAGACCAUUUAAAGAACUUGGAGGCGUUGUUCCAACGGGCAAGAGAAAUCGGACUCAAAUUCAACAGAGAUAAGAUGAGACUUGGCCAAUCCGAGGUCAGGUUCCUGGGCCACAUCAUCAGCCGCGAGGGGCUCAAAGCAGACCCGGACAAAGUACGAGCGAUUCAAGAAAUGAAACCCCCAGGCGACGUCAAAGGAAUACAAACCUUCCUCGGAUGCGUGAACUACCUUCUACAGUUUCUGCCGAAUCUUUCGGACAUGACGGAGCCUCUCAGGAAGUUGACCCAAUUCGAGAAGUACACGUUCGCCUGGCAGUCCGAACAACAAAAAGCUUUGGAAAGGAUCAAGGAUCAACUCACUAGAGCACCAACUUUGACAUAUUUCGAUCAGGAGAAAGCCAUCACGAUCCAAACAGACGCCAGUGACUUCGGUUUAGGAGGAGUAAUGUUACAGGACAACAAACCAGUGGCUUUCACCUCGCAUACGCUCACGAGUACCGAGCGGGCAUACGCAACGAUCGAAAAAGAAUGUCUAGCCAUCCUCACCACAUGCUCGAAAUUCGACAAGUAUCUAUACGGCGCCAGGGAAGUGACCAUACAGACGGACCACAAACCCUUAGAAACCAUCUUCAACAAGCCGCUCGAUGCCUGUCCCAAAAGACUUCAACGGAUGCGGCUCGCUCUUCAACAGUACCCGAUAAAAGUGGAAUACAUCAGGGGCAAAACAAACUUCAUAGCGGACGCCUUAAGCCGAAAGAAAAGCACAGACGAGUCACGGGACCACUCAAAACGGCCAAACUUCUGGUCCAGCGACGACUAA
Molecule: messenger RNA, 2343 nt
Organism: Galendromus occidentalis (western predatory mite)
Lineage: Eukaryota; Metazoa; Arthropoda; Arachnida; Mesostigmata; Phytoseiidae
Exons: 3
Coding region: 1-2343 (780 amino acids)
Biological process (GO): proteolysis
Molecular function (GO): aspartic-type endopeptidase activity
Source: RefSeq, a predicted model, not a curated record